GGGGAAGAUAAAAUAAAAAUAUUGUGAAUUCAUUGUCAAAAUUUGAUGACUUUGUCAUAGAAAUAUGUUAAAUUGUGUAAAUUUGGAUUAUACAUAAAGGAAUAUCUACAGAAAAAGAAAAUAUUCGUCUAAAUCUAUUCGAAACCGAUUUAAUUAAAAAAAAAAACAAUUUUCAUGCAAAAAACUGAAAAAGACAAGGAAUAUUUUUCAGUUUUUAUUGCUUUGAGACAUUGCGCGACGGAACAAACGAAAGACAAUGUGAAAAUGGCACAGCAAAAAAAAAUCAAUUUUGUUAAUUAAAUUCCAUGGCAAGAAUCUAAAAAAUAAAAGCAUUAAAAUAAAUGGAAAAAAUAUGGAUGUGAAUAAAGAUAGUGAAGAUAUGUUUAUUUAUAGCAAAAUGGAAUAAAAGUGAAAUUGAUAAAAGUAAUUAAAUUUUAAGGAAAAAAGAGUUAUGAGAGUGUGACAAAAACAUUUACGAGUGACAGUGAACAAGAAAAAAAAGAAAAAGAAAAUAAAGAUUCUAUAAUAGAGACGACAGAGAUAGAAGCCUCAAAAUUAUAAUUAUGAAAAAAGAAAAGUGCAGUAAAAAGGGAAUUAGUGUUUAUGAUAUAAACGUGGACUAAAAGUAUUUUCACAAAAAAAAAAAUAACGAAUGAUAUUUGUGAUAUUAAUCCUUAAUACGGUCUUUAAAAUAAAAACAUAAAAAUUUUGUACGAUUCUUCCAUCUAUUAUUUUAUCACAUAAAUACACAUAGCAUCCUGAUAAGUGAUGAAGUUUUGACAUUUUUACAACAAUGAAAAAUGCUCCUAAAAUUUCACAACCACGAGAGAAAUGGAGAAUGGAUUAUGUAAAUAUAUGCUGCUGUAUACUUGCAUUCGUGCUUUAUCUCAAUACAUUGAAGGCUGGCUUCGUUUACGACGAUAGACGAGCUAUAUUAAACAAUCCCGAUGUGACGGGUGCAACUCAACCGUGGUAUCAGCUUUUAUUCAAUGACUUUUGGGGCACGCCACUUGUUGAUUCCGGCUCGCAUGGAUCUUAUCGACCUAUGUGCGUGUUAAGUUACAAAUUAAAUCAUAUUGUUGGUGGACUCAAACCUUUUGGCUAUCAUCUGAUAAAUGUGCUUUUACACUGUCUAUCUACUGGAUUAGUUGUUAAGUUAGCUAGGUAUAUAUUACCAAAUGGCAUUAGUAUAAUCAUAUCGGGACUACUUUUUGCCUCACAUCCAAUUCAUACUGAAGCAGUGGCUGGAAUUGUUGGACGUGCCGAUUUAAUAGCGUGCAAUUUUUAUAUAUUAACUAUAUUAUCAUAUAUAAAGCACGUUCAAUGGCGUAAAAAAUGUUAUUUGCGACACUGGAUGGCAUUAUGUGGUGCAAUUUUAAGUGCUUCCGCUGCCGUUUUGUGCAAAGAAACUGCAGUCUCAGCUCUUGUUAUCUGUAUCAUUUAUGACAUCCUGAAAGGAUUCAACAUAAUUUUCAAAGAUAAGCAUCAAUUAAGGAGCAUAGGAAUAGUCGCAGUCGUAACUUUAACCAUAAUGCAUCUCCGAUUAUCACUUCCCGGACCAACAAAACAGUUUUCAAUAGCCGAUAAUCCAACCGCUAGGGUCAACUCAUUAAUGACACGUUUUUAUACAUUUUUAUACCUGCCCGUAUUCAAUUUCAUCAUGCUCCUUUACCCACAAACAUUGAGCUUUGACUGGGGUAUGGAUGCUAUUCCGCGAAUUACCUCAUUUUUUGAUUCGCGUAAUUUUAUUUCCAUCGCAUUUUAUGCCGGUCUAUGUGUUGUCAUUAUGAAAUGUGUUGUUCGACUUCGGAAAAAGCCAUCGAUAUCAAUGAGUAGUCACAAAAACAGAAAAAUAGUUAGAAUGAAACGAAAACAUCAAGUGAUAAAUAAAAAUAAUAAUGAUAAUAAAAACAGUGAAAUUUUGAUAGAUAAUAAAAAUGAUAGUAAUAAUAAUAAUAAUAUAAAUAAUAACAAUAAUGAAUAUAAUAAUGAAUAUAAAAAUAAUAAUAAUAAUGAAAAUCUGAUGGAUAAUAAUAAUAAUAAUAACAAUGAAAAUUUGAUGGAUAACAAUAAUAAUAAUAAUAAUUGUGAAAACAACAUCACGUGGCCACUAUCAAAACAUAAUCAAUUAUUAAGCACAGAAACAGGUUGUUCGGCAUGCAAAAAUAAUAAUUCAAACUAUCAUCAAAUGAGUGCAAAUCAAACGAAUUAUAAUGAUUAUAAUUAUAGUAUGAUUAUUCCAUCAUAUGAUACAUCACAUGUCAUGAAUGGAUUAGAACAGAGUGAAAUCAAUAAAUAUAAUCUUAAUCAAAGUAUAUCACUAUCGCCUUUAAAGAAAUAUAUCAGAAACAAUAAUAAUCUUGUAUAUUUGAUGAACAAAGAUGAUAACAAUAACAAUAAUAAUGAAUUCAUUAAUGAUAAUAACAACAAUAAUUUAUAUGUAAUUGAUAAUAAUAAUUAUACAUCUCCGAAAUCAUCGACAUUGAUGUCGAAAUCAUCAAAGUUAUCUGCAUUGUAUAUGACAAUUAAAGCGUAUCCGAUAAAUAGGCAAAAGCUGAUAGAUGGCGUAAAAAAUUUAUCAUGUCGAAUCUCUAAAGCUGCCAUUCAUAAUCUAAAUAAUUUUACAAAUGAAGAGACUAAUUCAAAACUCAGCAGUUCGGCUGCAAUUCUUAUAUCCCUCACAAUACUCAUAUUACCUUUUAUACCGGCAACUAAUGUAUUUUUCUAUGUGGGCUUUGUCGUAGCCGAGAGAAUUUUGUAUUUGCCAAGUGUUGGAUAUUGUUUGCUAGUGGGAUUAGGUUUAGGUAAACUAAUUAAUUCACAAAAAAAAUUAGAACAUAAUGUGCGAAUGAGAUAUAAGAGUGAUAAACGGAGCAAUGCUAAAUCAAUUGCCAUCGUUUUAUGUAUCAUAGUCAUGUUAAGUGCGUUCAGUUUUAAAACCAUGAUAAGAAAUCGUGAUUGGUACGACGAAAAGAGUCUGUAUCGUAGUGCUGUAAACGUUAAUCCUCCAAAAGCACUUGGAAACUUAGGAAGCAUUUUCUGUUCACUAGGUCGAUAUUUGGAGGCUGAGAAAGUUCUAAAAGCAGCUCUCAAGCAUCGACCCAACAUGGCUGAUGUUCAUUAUAACUUAGGAAUUUUGUAUCAAAAUCAACUAAAAUAUGAGAAUGCUGUGCAAAGUUUUCAAAAAGCUAUUCAUUUUCGACCAACACUUGCAUUGGCUUAUUUGAAUCUUGGCACAUCGCUCAUUGCAUUGGGUAGAUGUAAUGAAGCAGCACUAGUGUUACGUGAUGGAACAAAAUUAGAUAGUUCUGGAUUAAGAGAUAAAACGGAGCAUGAGAAUGCUAGAAUUAGUUCUCUUAUACAGCUCGGUGGAUUAUACACAGAACAAGGAAAAUUACAACGAGCAUUAGCCGUGUAUCGAGAGGCAUUACAUACACUUCCGUCAUCAUAUCCACCACAAGAAAUUUAUCAUCGCCUCGGUGAUGUGUUUUUAAGACUGAAUAAAUGGCCAGAAGCAGAACGUUUUCAUCAAGCAGCACUAGAAGCCGAACCAAAUCAUAUAGGUGCUCACAUUUCAUACGGCACAAUACUCGCACGUAAUAGUAGUCGAUCAUUAGACGCUGAACAAUAUUUUAAACGUGCGAUUCGACUUGCUCCACUCGACUCAAGUAUUCAUCAUCAUUAUGCGGAGUUUCUUGCGUCCAUUGGACGUCAUGAGGAAGCUUGCAAGAGUAGAGUGAAAGCGGCUGAAUUGUCACCAAAUAACUAUAAUUUAGUAAUGGCUGCAGCGACUUCAUUAAGAUGGCGAGAUAGAAAAGAGGAUGCUUUAAAAUGGUAUCGACAGGCAGUCAAUCUGCGUCCGAAAGAUGCACUUGUUCAUUCAAAUUUAGGUGCAAUUUUUCAUAUUCUUGGUCAUACAGAGCUAGCCAUCCAAAGCUAUAAAACUGCUCUAAAUCUUCAACCAAACGAUGCCACAACAUUGAAUAAUUUAAAAAAAUUGAAAGUUAUUGAGUUCUCAUGAAACUCUCUCCAUCUCAAUUACUCUCGAUAAAAUAUUAUAAAAAAAUAAAUGAAUCUUAUAUAAAAAUCAUCCACAUAUGGCAUGCAGCUGUUAUAUAUUUAAAUUACUGAUGCCAUUUUUCUUAUUAUUUAUUUUUCAUACAAGAAUGUCAAAAAAUCAUAAAAUGAGCUGAAGUCUUCUUCCUUUUCUCACCAUUUAUAGUUAUUACAAUUUAUUCAAAAAUAUAUUUUUUCCCCAAAACAUUAUUAUUCGAAUAAAAAAAAUUUUCAUGCCAUGCCUUCAAACAAAGUAUCAAAAUGAUAAAUUAUCAAAUCCUGCUUGUAAAAAAUACAUUACAAAAAUUAUAGAACAUCAUACAAAUAAAAAAAAGUCCUCGUGUUAUUGGUCGAGGGACUUCAGCACAUUUUUGUCGUAGCAAUCAGUAUUUUUUUAAGCAACCUAAUGCGAGUCAAUAAGCAAAUAGUACCAAAGGUUUGUCUUAGCAAAGCUUCUUUGUUUUAAACAUUAGGUACAAUUUUAACGUUUUAUUUCAUUUAUCGGGAGAAAUAAAUUUUAAUUUCUAAACGUACUUAUCACGUGUUUUUGUAUGAAAUAGAAAAACCAUUAAUUUUAGUAUGAACACACUGUUUCAAGACAUUUAAUUAUUCGAUGAGCUGAUAAAUCAAUAGUAACAAAGCUAAUAAAACAAACCCGAAGUCUCUAUGAUUUAUGGUUAUGGAGAUCUCAGAUUUCGGACAGCCGAACGAACAGCCAAGUUGCAUUUUUAAAGUUGUACAAAAAAUUACUACAAAAAAAAUUAAUUUAAUAUCUUUGACUGAUACCAUAUUUUUGUGAAUGCACUUUGUAUGACACAAAAGGAAGAGAAGUAAAUUAAAAUUAAUUUAUAAUUAAUGCAAAAGACUUGCGCAUCAAUAAUAAUGAGAGAGCAAAAAAAAAUCUAAAAUUUGUGUUUAAGCGACAAAAAAUAAACUAUGUAAAAUAAUGUAAGGGGUCGUUCACUUAUUAUGUUUGGGGGGGUGGGGGCGUAGACGAGAUUUCAACAAUAGAAAUUCUGAGAUUUUUUUUUGAAAAAUGACCAUUAUUUCCGAACGUAAUAAGUGAAUUAUCCCAAAUCAAUUCAUGGAAUCUUUUGUACGAAAUCACCCAAGCAGCACAAAUUAGACAAAAGAUUUCGUAGGAAUGUAGCCUUGUGUCUACCAAGUUACAUGAGAACUGAAUGAGUAACCUUAAACCCUCAAACUUGUGAGAAAAAAAAAUUACAGGAGUUGGAAGGAAUAUAAAAUUUCAAAUUUUCAAAAUCCAUUAUUAAAGAUUCUGUAUUAAAUAAUCUGUAAUAAAUGCAUCAAACGUCUUACUUUCUUCGGACUACCAUUAUUUAAAUAAAUAUGAGAGCGCAACGAUAAAAAACCAACAGAAGAAAUUUAUAGAAUUUAAGUAGAUAUUAAUUAAAAUAAAUGAAAUAA
Messenger RNA from Chironomus riparius, 5484 nucleotides. The record is from the annotation of a GenBank genome assembly. Lineage: Eukaryota; Metazoa; Arthropoda; Insecta; Diptera; Chironomidae.